AUGACCACCGCCAAUCCUCACGUGUGUGAGUUGCCAUGACGGACGCUUCAGACUGAUGCGCAGGAGUCACGCUCACGCUUGAUUCACUCACCCACUAACCCUCUCGCCAGUCUUUGACGUGAUGUUUGGAGGCGAGGCACCUGCCAGCCGGGCGGGACAAAACCGCAUCGUGUUCGAGUUGUUUGCAGACAAGGUUCCCAAAACUGCAGAAAACUUUAGAGCGCUAGCUACCGGAGAGAAGGGCGAUGGUCUGCACUACAAGGCGUCCACCUUUCAUCGGUGAGCCUGGCCUUCAUCCUGCUCCUCCUACUGCUCCCCAAAGCUCACCCUGCUCCUUGACCCGCUCGCCUAACCACGUUUGCAGGAUGUGAGUCAUGAGUCUUGUCAUCCGUCCAACUCCGUGUCCACGCGCACUCACCACCUUCCCCCUUCACAACGCAACGCAACCCAACGCAACCCAACGCAGCAUCAAGCAGUUCAUGAUCCAAGGUGGCGACUUUACAAAUCACAACGGGACCGGAGGCAAGAGCAUAUACGGCGAAAAGUAAGUCGUUCACGCGCUUCACAUGCCCUCUCUCGCUCGCUCCUCGUUGCAUCGCUCAAUCUCGCUCGACUUGGGGCAAGACAGGUUCGAGGAUGAAAAUUUUGAUUUGAAGCAUUCAGAACCAUUUCUGCUCUCCAUGGCAAACGCAGGGCCUGGCACCAAUGGCUCUCAAUUCGUGAGCUCGCAUCCUUGCUCGCUGAGCAUGUCGCUCAGCCAUGCGCUUGCUUACCAUUCUCCCAUGCAUGGCCACACUCAUGCUACAGUUCAUCACCACCGUGCCCACCCCGCACCUCGACGGAAAGGUGGGAGCAUGAGGUGGCAGGCAAGACUCGCAGGAUCUGCACGCUCACUUUUCCUCCCUUUCCAUCCACAGCACGUCGUCUUUGGCAAGGUGAUCGCCGGCAAAGCCGUCGUGCGUCGCAUGGAGGCCGUAGAGACCGAAGCGCAGGACAGGCCAAAGGAGCCCAUCACCAUCGCCGAUUGCGGUGUCAUCGAGACGGUGUGUAGGCAUGCCUCAAACGCGCGAUUCUUGCAGCUUGCACCUUCGCUGACACGAGGCAGGCGUGUGCGCUUCUUUUUUGAACAGGGCGCGCCUUGGGGCAUCGAGCCCGACGGCGAGGACAAGUAUGAAGAUUGGCCAGAAGAUGCUGGCGAGGAAAUCGAAAAGGAUGUGAGUGGCCGGUGGCAGGGCGUCUGGCGGCGCACAGGGUUGCCGCGCCUCUCACAUGCUCCACGAACGAUCAUCCACAGCCGAAAGCAGCUCUUCGCGUGGCGACGGAGUUGCGCGGUUUGGGCAACGCUAGGUUCGGCAAAGGCGAAUUCGCAGGCGCAUUGGAGAAGUGGCAGAAGGCCAUUCGAUACCUCAACGUGCACCCUGUCCUACCAGAACCGCACAGCGAGGACAAGGCUUUGGUGGAGGAGUACGCUACGCUCAGGAAUGCUCUCUCGCUCAACAGCGCUCUGUGCGCGCUCAAACUCACACCGCCGAAUGGAAAGGUCGCUGUCAAUGAGACUCAAAACGUCAUUGCUAGGAUCGGCGGCGAGAAUUGGUCCGAUGACUAUCCUCCUGUGAGUCUUGUCAUCUUUGCGAUGCGAGGAUUGGCACAAACGCUACUUACCGACGCCUGCAUGCUUGCCUGCAGCGAGUCAAGUCUGACCUGGCAAAGGCCUACUACAGGCGUGCGCUCGGCCAGUGAGUAAUGGCUGGCAAUCAAAUGAGCCGGAUGCUGUAGAAUAUCGGGCGGCUAAUCACGCCAUGCCUCUCAUCUUUCCCAGAGUGGCUCUCAAAAAUGAAGACGCAGCUUUGGCAGAUCUGGAGACGACGCUGCACUUUGCGCCUGGCGAUGCGGGAGCGUUGCGCGAGAAGCAGGCCAUCCAUGCACGUAGGGCGGCAAAGAGGGAACAGCAAAAAGCUGCGUAUGGCAAGUUCUUUGGCGGAAACAAGAGUGCCGCUGCAAAGUCAGCCGAAUGA
Ceraceosorus bombacis is the source of this 2015-nucleotide messenger RNA. The record is from the annotation of a GenBank genome assembly. Lineage: Eukaryota; Fungi; Basidiomycota; Exobasidiomycetes; Ceraceosorales; Ceraceosoraceae.